AUGAAUAACAAUCAAGAUAUGGACACCCCGCGUCUUCCGGAUGAAGACGCUAUCGCGGUUUUCGAUGCCGUCAAAAAAGAUAUUUUCGAAAAACUCAAGGAAUUACGUCAUGAUGAUUUGAUUGCAAAGGAAGCUUCCUACGGUUGGAAUUAUUUCGGAAAAAUUGAAGUGGCGCCUGGGAAAUAUGUUCAUGCUAGAGCCCAUAAAUACCAUCAACAUAACCAACCAAUCGACUUCUAUAAUCUUGAUACUGGUGGUUUGGGUAACACUCAUGAUCUUAAAGUUGGCUGUAUUCGUACAUUAGAAGAUCCACUCGUUAUGUUGGAGUUGAACUUGUCCAAAAAUAAAGCGAAAAAAGUUCAUAAAAAGAAACGCAAGAGAAAGCAUUCCUCUAUCACAAAAUUAAGUGAGAAAGACCAAGUUGAACGUGAUUUAGAAGCGUUAGUCUUUGGUGUUGAUCACGAAACCUUGCGUCAUGAGGUAUUUGAACGCGUGGGGUGCGAGCACGUUUUGGAAGAACAUAAAGAUACCCACCCAAAAAUAAUUAAAGAUAAAACCGAAGAAAAUGAAGACGAGAGUAACAAACCAUUAUUUGUUAUUGAUAUACAAGGCAAUCGACCACAGAUCCAAAAGUCAAAUGAUCCAGUAUCAAAUAUAACUAGUAGUGAUAGUAGUGAAAAUAGUGAUCAAGAAAGCGAAGAGGAAGAAACCCUACAAAAAAUUGAUCGAGAAGAUUCAGAAGAUAAUGAAUUACUAAAACUUGGUAAACGCGCAUGGGAUGAUCCGGACGACAAGAGUGCUUAUGUUUCAUUAAACAGACAAGCAAGACUGAAAAAACUAAAAAAAACAGAAGAAGAAGAUGUUAUAUCUGGUGAUAAAUAUGAAAUUCGAUUAAGACAACAACAUGAGAAACUUCAUCCGACUCCAAGUUGGGCAACAUUACCAACAAAUCUUUUACCCCCUGAAGAAAUUAAGGUUAUUCGUGUGAAAGAUGCUAAUCGACAAGCUUAUUCUCAAUGUGCUGUUCAAUCAGUUAGUUUUCAUCCUAAUGCGCAAAUGCUAAUGACUGCUGGCUUCGAUAUGAAUCUUCGACUAUUUCAGAUUGACGGUAAAAUCAAUCAAAAAAUUCAAUCGGUAUAUAUUAAAGAUAUGCCGAUUUUUCAUGCGGAAUUCAAUUCAACUGGUACAGAGAUUAUAGCUUCCGGUCGACGACCAUUCUUUUACGUUUACGAUAUCGAAGCCGGUCACAUUGAAAAAUCCAAUCGAAUUCACGGACGACAACAAGACAAGUAUGAACAUUUCCGAGUUUCUCCGUGUGGUCGGUAUAUCGUUUUUGUUGGGCGUGACGGAUUCCUGAAUUUGAUCAGUUAUCAGACAAAGCAAUGGAUUGCCAAUAUGAAAAUUAAUAGUUGGGUUAAUGGGGUUGAUUGGUCGGGUGAUGGCAAAUAUUUGUAUUCGGUUGGUUCGGAUGCAAUGGUCCAUCAAUGGGAUGUGGGUACGAGGAGAUGUGUUCAUCGAUUCAAAGAUCAUGGUGGAUUCAAACCAACCUCGAUUGCUGUGUCGAAGGAUGAUGAAUAUCUUAGUAUUGGUUCCCGUUCGGGAAUCGUAAAUGUUUAUGAUAAAUCAUGUUUAACUUCCAACAAUCCAUCACCACUUAAAGCAAUUUCAAACUUGACAACUGCAAUCCAUCAUACAAAAUUUAACCAUGAUUCACAGAUUCUGGGAAUUACGAGUAAUUCCAAAAAGGGGCAGUUGAAAAUGGUCCAUCUUCCAUCUUUAACUGUCUUCAAGAAUUGGCCGGCUUCCACAACACCACUGGGUUACGUUGAAUCCUUUGAUUUUUCACCCAAUAGUGGGUACAUGGCAAUAGGUAACGCGAAGGGUAAAGUACUCUUGUAUCGAUUAAGGCAUUUUGCAUCUGCAUAA
Ambispora gerdemannii is the source of this 1926-nucleotide messenger RNA. Lineage: Eukaryota; Fungi; Glomeromycota; Glomeromycetes; Archaeosporales; Ambisporaceae. The record is from the annotation of a GenBank genome assembly.